CUCCUGAUUUCGAGCUCCCUAUAACAGCGCUUCGAUUGACAUUGUUUACGUGCGUGUGGCCCGUGCGUGAGCUAUUCGAGAGGCCACGGCCUCACGCACAUGGCCCCAGUCAUGCCCAGAUGCUUGUCCGAUCUGGUUCGCUUGUUCGUUCCGCGCACCACGCCUUCACGCGUUCUGGUAGGUACGCAAUUCCGGCGACCCCGCUUGCACAUCCAGGCCGAUAGAAUUCAUUUUGCGGAGUGGACGCUGGCCAGUGUAUACGACAUGUCUUGGCAACCUAAUACGUCAACCUUCCAGUCACACGCCUCCGUUCGUACGGCAUUUUCUCGGGCUCAAGCAGCGGCGCAAUCCAGACACACCUUUUGGAGACCGCUGCAGCUUCGAGAGCCAAUAUGAGCAGCGGGCCCCAGGCCCUGGGUCCUGAAAGCAAUGGCCCGUGGGCCCAGGCUCGGGAUGCUCAUUCCCUGAUCCAGUUUGCUCAGUGGCCCGCGAGGAACGCCAGCGUGGGUAACGAAGGGUUCCUGCAUAACUCCACCAGCAUAUCCCUCAGCGCCAGGCGUAUUGGAUGCCAUCGGACCAGCACGCGCCACUGUCGGGCCCGAGCGCCCUCCCCCCCGGCCAGGCCUGCAUGCGGCAGGCGCUGCGCGCACGUGCGAUGCGCGCGGCGGUGGCGUGCCGGAGGGGGGCCUCCCCCACGUCAGGGGCCGAGGCGCCCAGGCUUCCCGAGCCGGCUGCCCAGGUCGACGCGCUGCACGCGCCCCUCUGGGGCCCAGGCUCCAUCCUUCCAGGCUUCUGGCACCAGGGCCUCGGAGCAGCUCCCGGCGCCGAGAGCGACGCCCAGGCCUGCCGGCGGGCCACGUUGCCGUGGUCGGCGGGCCAGUUCGAGGGCCUGGGCGCGCGGCUCUCGCAUCCCGCCGCCCUGCCCCAGGGCCUCUGGCCUCGCAGCCUCGAGGCUCCGGGCGCCGAGGACCUCGUCCGAGCAUGCAUGCGGCAGGCGCUGCGCGCACGCGCGGCGCGUGCGGCGGCGGCUUGCCGGCGCGGGGCUCCGUCCACGGCGGGGGUCGAGGCGGCCAUGUUUCCCCAGGUGGUUGCCCAGUUCGAGGCGCUGGAUAUGCCCAACCAGCUGUCACCCAGGGAGCCGGCCGUGGUCGCGGUCGGGAGCGAGUCCCUCCCAUCCAACGAGCCACCCGCAGUGGGGCAGCCGGAUGCGUUAUUGAUCGACUUGCUGGAGAAGGCGGCAUGCAGUCAGCAGGAGGCCAAGGUGGAGAAUCUGAUUGAUUCAUUGCUCCCGAAGCGCAAGGAGCGCAAGGACGAGUUCGACGAGAAGCCCAACGCAGGCGACGCCGCUCUGAUCGCGAAGGGAGUGAACUCACAGUGCCAGAGAACGGACGUGCACGCUCACGAGGUCAUUCGGCAGUCAUUGGGGCGAAAAACGAGCCCACUCAUCCGAGACGUGCGGGACGUCGAGGAGGAGUUUGGUGACGCGUCGCGUUCGCGGCCAAGGGCACCUCGCUUCAGCAGGCCCCUGUGCCAUGGUCCUGGUGCCAAGUCGCAAGACCCGCGCCGAGAACAGAGAGCAGUUUCCGUUGACCCACUCCCAGGAGACACUUGAAAAAGAUCGCCGUCACAUCUAGGAUACCGCCCGGCUCUACGGUCUGCUGCGUUUGUCCAGAAAGGGCACCACAUGGGCCGAUACCCAGGAAAGGAGUUGGGAUAAACAUGAUAUUUCGGAGUUUGGCGCGGGUCUUUUGAAUCUGCGCUGGGCCCCCUCCAUGGCGCGCGGAGCGCGCCAGGGGCGGCGCCAGAGUCGCCGACAGGGGGGCCCAGCGCCAAUCCAGGCAAAUCCGCGCGGAGCUCUGAAAAUUCAGGCGUACGCCGUUGUUUUCUUGCUGCAGAUGCGGACCGUGGCGCCCGCUAUGGCACUGUCGGUGCUCCUCUCGGGGCACGUGCCCCUCCCUUGCCCUCCCUGCCGCGAGGCGCAGCAGCGCGCCCUCUCGCGUGCGGCCUGCCGCCUCCAUCGCGCGCGCGUGCCGCAGCAUCGCGCGUGCGUACCAGCCCGUAUAGCCGAGAGGAUAGGGGCAGACAACUCACCGAUCCAGCGACGGGCUGAGGCUGCUCAGUGUACCCGUGCAGUCAGCACGGCGAGCGAGGAUGAGCGAUUUUCUAGGUUUAUCCUUGCAUCCUUCCCCUCUGGCCCAUCCUCGGCCGCUUUCGCUGGCUGCGCCCCGUUCGAGAAGUGUCGGCAUGGCCUUCCAAGGCCUUGGCAGUCUCUCUCACUGUCUCUCUUUCUCUCUCUCUGUCUAUCUCCAUGUUGUUUUAUCAAUAUUUGUUUUCUUCUCUCUCUCUCUCUCUCUCCUUCUCUCCGAUUUUCAAUUUGGGGCUCUCGGUUUCACUUCGGUCUCCCCCCCCGAAUUUCCGCAUGAUGGUGCUGUUCAGAAGCGUCUGGUCAGAUCGGCCACGGUGCGUGCCAGUGCUAGCCCCUGUUGUCCUGGCUGGCCCGCCGAUCCAUGUGAGCCAACACACGCCCCAUCCAUCCCCCUCCUCCUUCCCUCAAUUUCCUUCCCUCCCAUCCCCCUCCUUUAUGUUUCCUUUGUUGCCUCGAAGAUUGGCCUUUAGUUUGGGCAUGUUACCGGAUCAAGCGCAAAGCAGCACGAAGCUUGGGUUCUUUGAAGUGGUCAUGUCCGUGGAGGCACGUUUCAAAGGGCUCGGCAAAUGCCGGAUCCGUUGAGCUUGUUGGACUUGACAUUCGCUCCUUCUGCUGCUCGUCGCACCAGCUGUACUAUUAACCAUUAUGCUACUUCGGUGGCACGCCCCACAUCAUUCAGUGCGGGAAGCUCGCCAGCCUCCUUGUUACCACGCAUGCCACUCAAAGCCCGCGCGCGCGGUGAAGGUGGAUGAGGAAGAAACGGAGGAGAAGAGAGCCAAAGAGGCACGGACGAGGGAAUGCCUGGGAUCUUUGAGAGGACACAAGGACGCUGGAAGGGCCUUGCGCAGCUCUGGUGGGCUGGUGGCCGUGAUCGUUGCUGGUGCUGCUCGCUUCUCUUCGCGGUGGCGACUGUCAAAGGCGUGACACGAUCAGCCCCCGCACUCAGAGAAGGAAAAGGUAAUAGAACCGCUACCCUUCGCCCGGUUCCCCCUUUUGGGGCCUCCCAGGAGGCCCCCUCGUCGCCACCGCUGGAUAUUCGCCUCGACAUCCUGGACAGGACGCCCCCCCAGGAGAAGGCCGGGGAGUGGCAGUGUUGGUACCUUUUUGUUCCCCCCCCGCAUACACCCCCGAGAUCCGACGUUGCGAGCAGAACUGCAGCAUCUCGAAAAAUCACGACCGGAGCCUUGCACCCUGAUCGAUCUGGGGCACAACCCAACGCCGGGCGAAAAUUCCCGGUGUGAAAAAGAGGCAGCGUCCUCGGGCGUGA
Molecule: messenger RNA, 3413 nt
Organism: Prorocentrum cordatum
Lineage: Eukaryota; Dinophyceae; Prorocentrales; Prorocentraceae
Source: the annotation of a GenBank genome assembly